This is a messenger RNA of Phyllopteryx taeniolatus (common seadragon), 5297 nucleotides long. It is a transcript of the gene kcnn1b, whose product is annotated as potassium intermediate/small conductance calcium-activated channel, subfamily N, member 1b. Gene Ontology annotation, biological process: potassium ion transmembrane transport. Gene Ontology annotation, cellular component: neuron projection; neuronal cell body; plasma membrane. The coding region runs from base 974 to 3748 and encodes 924 amino acids. Gene Ontology annotation, molecular function: small conductance calcium-activated potassium channel activity; calmodulin binding. Lineage: Eukaryota; Metazoa; Chordata; Actinopteri; Syngnathiformes; Syngnathidae. The record is from RefSeq and is a predicted model, not a curated record. The transcript is spliced from 10 exons.
ACAUUCUGAAUGGGUUUUGUAUUAGGUCAGCUACAGUGUUGCUGUCACACUAGAGUUUUGUUUUUACAACACUGCAACAUUUACACAAAGCUGCUGAGGUUGCAGACUUUCAGGCUUUGUAGCUUUGCCUCAUGCCAAAUGACUGACAAUGAAUAGCAUUUUUUGAAUUUGAGUGUUUGUAUUGUUCAAAUUUGGUUAUCAAAAAGGACAUCUAAAGUUGUUAAACCAUAAUAACACUGAAACUUAUAUUAGUUUGAAAGUAAUGCAAUCAUUUGGGUGUCUGAAAUGAAUGAAAGUAUUUUUGAGUGAAACGAUCCAUGGCGAGUGCUGAAGCAACCCAACAAAAUGAAAACAUUUCAUGUGCCUUUACAGUUGUAGUUUGGGAUUUAUCUCAGGGUGUAAAUAACUGCUUUCGUGGUAACAUUUGCUCAUUGUGAAACGGCUUUGUCUCACCCGUCUAAUGAAUUCACAACCUGAUUUAAUAAUGGACACUUUUGUCCAGCCUGACGCUUGUGUCGGGGCAGAUAAGAGACUACGUUAAAGGCCUUUGAGUCGUGGCGCAUCAAUGACGAGUGUAACUGAUCUUUUAUUUGCCACUUUGCUUUGAAGGCAAGGUGGUUCUGCCGAUCAGUGGAAAACCUGAUGUCUUUGAGCUUGGACUUGUGAUCUGACACUUUCACAGUCUGUCCAGUCAGAUGCACACUGGUCUUUACAUCUUACUUAACCCGUCGCCAUUCCCUCCCACUCCCAUGCAUUUGCAUGGUAACCCUUUGCCAGGCCAGCUGCCCCUUUAUUUUCUUCUCACUGAAUUCUAAUCAUUACUUUCAAAGGAGACUGUCUUUAAAGUACCUUGAUCAAGUGAGCAUUGGAGGAAGCACUCACUCCCUCACCUCUUCUUAACACUUUGAUUCUGGAGCACUUCCAAUCGUGAACCCUCCACUACUCUGCAGCAAAAUAACACCAACGAGAUACCAUGAGGUUGAUUCUGGUUAAACCCACUAAUGCAACCCGGCGCCUCGACACAACAGGUCAAGCGUUCUGCGAUGAUGACCGUGAUGGUUGCACCUCAAGAGGCCUGUCACACCAGGCCAAAAAUUCUGAGGGGAAACACGAACAAUACUCGGAAACACUCAUGGAAGUAACUUCACCGACACAGGAUACAAGUCUCUGUUGUGCUCCUUCACUGCCACACGAAACUUCCAAUGGAGUCAUUCCAUCCCCCAAAAUUUCUGCUCAGAUGUCACAGCUGCAAUCUGAAAACAUUACCAUAUCACAGCUAAGGAAUCAAGACUGGAUGCUUCUUUGUGGCCAAGUUAGCGGUGAAGGAGCGGCGUCAUCCUCAUCCCAAAGACCAGCCACUGGUAUGGGAUAUCCCAACCACAAUGACACAUGUGCUUGUUCCUGUCCUGAUGCACAGAAGCAGCAUUCAGAAGCGUCUAGCUUUCAACCGCAGUCAAAUCACACUUCAUUUCAAGGUUGUCUCUUGCACAAAAUAAGCCUUUCAUCCUCACCUCACUCACACUUUUUCUCUCCAAGCACCCAACUUUCUGAUGAUUGCCACGUUUUUCCACACGAAACAAACCAAAGGGACUUCUUGAAACCUGCAAAUAAGCAUUCACAUGGUGGUUUCAGGCCUCAGUGCAGCAACCAACAAGCACAAAAGACUCUUUCACAACAACAACAACAACAAACUUGUAAUCAUUUCAAAGAUACCAAUUCAAAUUUCAACAUCCCUCUGUACGACAACAAAUGUCCUGAGAAAAAAGGGAAACUUAUCCAACAUUCUCAGUCUGCCGUGAGUGGCGAGCCCCACAGGAGAGAAAUGUUUCAAGAUCGUGAAAAGCAACACGCACGUUACUCUGUCAGCGGUGGCGAAACCUGGAAGCUCCGCAGAGAUCCUCCCAUCAUCCUCAAGUGUCGCCAUCUCUCAUCCAACCAUGUGACCAAGACAGCCCGCAUCAAGAGGUCCUCUACACCAGCCACUAACCACAGUGUGCAGUCCUUUUCCACCAGUCAGUAUAGCUCACUUGACCAUCAAGAACUAGUAGGGGAGGCAACAAGAACAAGAUAUAGUCAGAUAAAUGCUCAGCAUCUCAGUGGAUCCAAACUCUCUCCUCCAAAACAUGCUGCUCCCUCCAAAGUCACAGGAAGUGGUGUCCUUGGCAACGGUGAUGCUGUGGGAUCACUGGCCAGCCAUGACACGAUGAGAUCCAGUUUGACAGAACUCCAGUCAAGCCAGCAGCUUCUUCACAGCACUCUCCUGGAGGAUGCCUUCUCCAAAGUUAUCAGAGAGGAUUCAAGUAAGGCCUAUUGUGACACCACCACCAGGGAGGAAGGUAGCGUACCGCACAAAAAGGACAUCAGCUUCCGACUGGGUCAGCGCAGAGCUCUUUUUGGGAAGCGUAAACAGCUGAGUGACUAUGCUUUAGUCUGUGGGAUGUUUGGCAUUGUUGUCAUGGUGAUUGAGACUGAGUUGUCGAGAGGAUUUUACAGCAAGGAGUCCAUAUAUUCAUAUGUACUAAAAGGCCUUAUCAGCGUUUCUACUGCUAUUUUACUUGGUCUUAUUCUCAUGUAUCAUGCAAGGGAAAUCCAGCUCUUCAUGGUGGACAAUGGUGCAGAUGACUGGAGGAUCGCCAUGACCUUUGAGCGAGUUCUCUUCAUUAUGUUGGAGCUCCUCGUGUGUGCCAUCCAUCCCAUCCCGGGCCAAUAUGUGUUUAGCUGGACCGCUCGACUGGCCUUCAACUACACUGCAUUGGUAGCGGAUGCGGAUGUCGACAUCAUCCUGUCCGUGCCCAUGUUUCUGCGCCUCUACCUGAUUGGCCGGGUCAUGCUACUCCACAGCAAACUCUUCACAGACGCUUCGUCUCGUAGCAUCGGGGCACUCAACAAGAUCAGCUUUGACACUCGUUUUGUCAUGAAGACUCUGAUGACCAUCUGCCCUGGUACUGUUCUACUGGUGUUCAGCGUAUCCUGUUGGAUCAUCGCAGCAUGGACUGUGCGCAUAUGUGAGAGGUAUCACGAUGCACAGGAGGUGACCAGCACCUUUCUAGGAGCAAUGUGGCUGAUCUCCAUUACCUUUCUGUCCAUUGGCUAUGGUGACAUGGUGCCUCACACUUACUGUGGAAAAGGAGUGUGCCUCUUAACAGGAAUCAUGGGAGCAGGCUGUACAGCUUUGGUGGUCGCUGUGGUUGCAAGGAAGUCAGAACUCACCAGAGCUGAGAAGCACGUACAUAACUUCAUGAUGGAUACUCAGCUCUAUAAAAAGGUUAAAAACACAGCAGCCAAUGUGUUGAGAGAGACAUGGCUGAUUUACAAACACACCAAGCUGGUGAAGAAAGUUGAUCGCACAACAGUCCGCCACCAUCAGCGUAAAUUCCUGCAAGCUAUCCACCAACUGCGAAAAGUUAAAAUGGAACAAAGGAAACUAACUGACCAGGCCAACACCAUUGCUGACCUUGCAAAGACUCAGAACAUGAUGUAUGAUCUGGUGUCGGACCUGCAGCAUCGAAGUGAGGAGCUGGACAAGAGGAUUUUGGCCCUUGAGGACAAACUGGACUUGAUGCUUCUCAACGUGCACUCGCUGCCUGACAUGCUCUCGCAAGCAAUAACAAAGAUACAAAAAGAUUUUCUAGAUGACUUGGCCUGCCAUGUCCAUUUCCUGUCGUCCUCCCUGAGCUCUGAGUGCUGCUCUGUUCCCGCCAGACCGCUCUGUCAAGGCCCCACCUCAUCACAGACGCCAUACGGCUAAUUGACCUUACCCUUUGGAACUAAAACAUGCAGAAGGACUACUUAAUUCAGAGAACUUUACAACAGGAUACGCAUUUUGACCUCUUUUGAGUUCCAGUUAUACCUUCAAGUUUCCCAAUCAUCCUAAAUCCAGAACCUGUAAAUUGACAAAAGGUUAUUUAAAUGUGCAUUUAUUCCUUUUUUACCAGAAGCCCAAGAUGAGAAAUUUGUACAUCCAUUACCCUGCAUACAUGCAGUCCUUAACAUAAAUGAAUAUAACUCCUUUGAAAAGUAAUCUUCUUAUACAUUUUUCAGUGAACAAAAGAAUAAUUUUCAUAAUUUGAUGAUCAUAAGACUCACCUAGGAUUUUGUUAUCUAAAAUAGGGGUAGUUUUUGCAAUAUUAAUUUAAUUUGUUAGGAACAUUUGUUGUUUUGUGUGUCAAGAUUGACAAAUCUCACUUGCAAUCAAUGGUCCACAUUUGUGGGAGUAUUUUAUAGUGUAGUCUGCCACAGAAAAUAUGGAUUCUGAAUGUAAAUUCAAGGUUUUCUUACAAAUAUUGUAGUGUACUCAAUUAUGCUGAGCACUGUACUGUAUUCAAAUACUUACUACAGUGAUGGCUUCAGAAACAUUGUGCUUAUCCAUUUUGAUGGGUAAAUUGCCUUAAUGCACUACAAUCGGGCACCUCAAAGCAGAUUGCUGUGCUCCAAAGUAAUCAUUUUCACUUAGCUGAUUGGUUAGCACGUCUGCCUCUCAGUUCUGAGGUUCAGGGGUCUGAAUCUCAGCUCUGAGCUUCUUCUGUGGUGUUUGCAAGCUCUCCCUGUGCUUGUGUGGUUUUUCACUUGGUAUUCCAGCUAUGUUAGUGUUGCUAGUGCAAAAGGAGCCAGUGCCGUCUGGGUGUCUUAAAGUCAAGAGGUCUUGAGCUCGAAUCCCAGCUCAGGGCCUCCUUCAUUGGCGUGCAUGUUCUCCCCAUGCUUGCAUGGGUUUGCUACGGCUACUCCGGCUUCCUCCCGUAUUUCAAAAACAUGCAAGUUAUUAGGGAUAUUGGAUACUCGAAAUUGCUCAUAAAAGUGAAUGUGGGUGUGCUUGUUUGUCAAUAUGUGCCCUGUGAUUGGCUGGCAACCAGUCAACAGUGUAUCGUGCCACUUGCCCAGUCAGCUUGGAUAAGCUUCAGCUCGUCCGCGACCCUAUGACGACAAGCGGUGUAGAAAAUGGAUGGAAGAUCUUCCAAUAGAAAAGAUUCCAAAAGUUAGGCUCAGGCUAGUCUGUCCUAACUAAGCCUUGUUGCAUGAACUGAUGUUGCCUACUCGGUCGGAUGAGGCAAAACGUCUUCUAGACAACCGGAACAAUCCAGUUGCGAUCGAUUCAAUGUCCUAAGAAUAAAAUGACCUGGAUGAAUGAGAAUAUUCACAAGCAUUCCAAAAGUUAGGUAAACCAUUUUAUUCAGCUUUCUAGCUUUUUUUUUUUAGUCAUCAUUGUCUGUAUUUACAACUGCAAUAUUUUAUUAUGUAAAAUGAAAGAUGAAACUUGAAUAAAGUGUACUAAGUUUUAGUUAGUAACCUUGUAUUUUAAC